Molecule: messenger RNA, 1733 nt
Organism: Grus americana (Whooping crane)
Lineage: Eukaryota; Metazoa; Chordata; Aves; Gruiformes; Gruidae
Gene: CD8A
Product: CD8 subunit alpha
Exons: 6
Coding region: 5-712 (235 amino acids)
Source: RefSeq, a predicted model, not a curated record
CAAGAUGGCCAGGUCUCCUGCACUGCUCCUGCUGCUCAUUCUGGGAUUCUGCUGCCCUGGGAUCCAGGGCCAGAAGUACAAUAUGAAGGUUGGGUUUCGUGACAAAAGCAUCAAGCACCCCCGGAUGGGACAGCGGCUGGAGCUGGAGUGUCUGUCUGCCAAGGAGGACAGUGGCGUAUCGUGGCUCCGCCUGGACAAGCACGGGACCCUUCACUUCAUCGUCUUCAUUUCCUCCCUGCCCCGGACUGUCUUCAGUGGGAACAAGGAGACAUCCACGCGCUUCGAGGCAUCAAAACGCAGCAACUCCUACUGGCUAGUAGUGAAGUCUUUCACGCUGGAGGACGAAGGGAAAUACUUCUGCCUCAUGAACAGUAACCAAAUGCUGUACUUCAGCCCUGGCCAGCCUGUCUUCUUCCCAGUCACCACCACAGUGGCAUCCAGCACACCAGCACACACCACCCAGCAUGGCAUCACCCAAACGGACCCCUGUCUGAAGACCCGGGAUGCAGAGACCAACAAGGAGAAAAAGCUGAAUUUCUCCUGUGAUAUCAUCAUCUGGGUUCCCUUGGCAGGCGCCUGCCUCCUGCUCCUGCUCGCCUUGGCAGUCACUGUCAUCGCCUGUCAACAAACCAGAAGACGAAGGUGCAGAUGUAAAAGACCUGUGAAUGGGAAGCCCAACGCGAAAUCUAGCAUGCCGAACCGACACGUAUAAGCAUCUGUGCCUUCUGGCUCAUCUUCUGGGAGCUGUCACUGCAUAAGCCCAUCACCCACGUUAUCUAUACUGCUACUACUUCUCACGCACGCUACCUUCACUAAUUUGAAAAGACAAGAUGGAGCAGACGCACAGACAGCAAGCAGACGCUUUGUCUGUGAACCACACACUCAAGCACAGCUCCUUCCAAACCCUGAGUUUUUUCAAAUUAAUUCCCAAAGCCGAACGCCACCUCUAUUCCCAGUGACAGAGCUCCGUGGCUCAGGCAAAAAAACCAGGUCAGUCGUGAUGCUGACAUGUAUCAGUGAUAAGCCGAUGAGAAAUAAGGAUAUUAGCCAGAUCCUUCCUCAAGAGUGUGUAAUAAUUCUUUCUAAAAUGCAGCUGGAAGUUGAAUUUGCUACAAGAUUCCUCAGAAAUACACACCCUCUCUUUGCGGUGCCACGCAUCUCCUAGUUUUACUGUUUCAUUUAAUAUAACACAGGGCUGCACUGAGAAGGUAAAUAUUGAUUAGAGAGCCUUACUUUUUAAGAUUUUACAACCCUGUGGGGUAAGGUUUACUGUUUCCCCUCUUGCUAUCCUUGUUCUGCUGCUAGCCCCACCUCCACUGAUUUCAGCAGUUUUGCCUGAGCAAGGAAGGUGGGAUUUUCUUUCUUUCUGGAAGAAAUGGAUGAGUGGUAAAAAAAACCGACCCAAACAAAAAAACCCACCAGUCUUUGUCACUCACUUUGGUUAAGCAGGACUUUUAGCACAGCUUCUUGGGACACAUUGAUUGUCUACAAUGAGUUCUGGUCUUUUGCUCUGUAUUUGAUGUAAAUAUUUCCUUACUACACUUCCAAAUCAAGAACUGAGAAAAAAUAAAAUGAUGUUUCUAGUCAGACUCAAUAACGUUUCUUUCUUUCUCCAGUUCCCAGCCUCAGAAAAGCUAAAACUGUUCGUGAAAAGAAUCACUGAGGGUUUGAGGAAGUCUUGGGUAAGGGAAAAAGGCAACAAUUUACAUACCAGCCUGAUCUCUCUAAAAGUA